Molecule: messenger RNA, 2398 nt
Organism: Ictidomys tridecemlineatus (thirteen-lined ground squirrel)
Lineage: Eukaryota; Metazoa; Chordata; Mammalia; Rodentia; Sciuridae
Source: RefSeq, a predicted model, not a curated record
ACUAUUUUAAAAACUGCUGAGAAUUCAUGAGCACUCUUAUGUGCAUCCUUAUUAUUCCAGCAAUAGGCGUAGUCAGCCCUAAGAGGGCCUGUGCAACCAGCACUCCCUCAGCUGCCCCUGGAGGGGUCAGACUCUGCCCUUUAGACUCUUUGUACACAUCACUCCUAUGGGUGAGUCCCCUGAUCUUUCUCCUGACACCUGCCAUGUUAUCAUUGGAUUUCUUUUCACCUUGUGCCUCAGCUUUGAAGGGCAGUAAGAGAAAAGUGCGUGGCUUAUACCUGCAUGACAUUUGCACCUGGCUUGCAAAGGGCAUACUAGCCUCUGGCUCCAGCCGUCAUGAGUGACUUUGCUCACAAGGGACAGAAGGAAGCUUUGUGUUUCCUUUGAUAUUUGCCAGUGAUCUUACACACUUGUAUUUCAAUUUUGUCCAGACAGUUGUCAAUCUCAUUUAGACUGUGUUGAGUUUGCUUUGGGUUACACAGGCUUAAAAAAAACUUCCAGCUCAGAGAGUUGAGUGAGUGGCUCCCCACCAGCCUCAGCAGCCCUGGUCCUGCUCACAGUUGUUGUCCACGUGCUCCUGGUCCUGAACUCUGUGGAGCUUUUUGGGUGGGGAAGGCCAGCCUUCUCCUGUAACCACGCACAGUGCUGUCCCUGUGUGGCCUUCCUCUUGCUGGUUUCGCUAUAGAUAUUGGAGCUAUAGUCUGGCUGAUUGUGUGGCCUCCAGACCGGGGACCCUGGCUGUCUCCUCAGUGGACCCUUGUCCUUUCUGAAGGGACCCUGAGCAUCAAUAGGGAGGCUGGCAGGCCUCAGCACUUGGCUGAGUGUCACAAGUCCCAGCAUUGCAGUGUGAGUCCACACGGCUCUAGGAAACCCUUUUCCCCUCUGGGUUUCAGUUUGCUUAUCUGUAACAUGAGGGGCUGGACAUGAGGCAGGCAGUAAAGAGGGCAUUUUAGUGUACCAGUCAGGGGUGCUGCUAAUGGCAUCUAGCAGGGGGAAGUCAGGGAUUCUGUGCUGCUCAAGUUCACAAAGUGCCCUGGACAGCUCAGAGGGUCCAGGAAGCCCUCAGGGUCUUUUUAGAUGUUCUUUGACUCCCUUUUUAAUGCCCUUGACUGGGCUUGGAAGCAAUGCUUCUUACGGAUAUCCCUCUGUUAAUAAGAGUUGCCACCUGAAUGUGGCUGUGGAAGAGAUAAAGAGAGUCAUGGUAGAAGAGUGCUGGGGACCUUGACCCAUGGGUUCUUGCCCACAUACCUGGUGUGGAGCCUUUCCUCUCUGGGAUUAAGGCUUGUGGUCACGUGGAUCUAGACUUAUGAGACGUGCCUGGAGCAGUAGCCAAGUCCCCCAAUCUGCCCUGAGAGGUACAGGGGCUGAGAGCUCUGCCUUGUACCAUGUUGGCUGCUGUCCCUGACCUUCUAUUCACACACCCUGCCUCAGGAAGUGCCUGACGGUGGCCUGGUGCUCCAGGCUACAGCCACUUCACCUAAAGGCCUCUGUGCCCACAGUUCCUUCGAGUCACCAAGCAGUAUCUCCCUCACGUGGCCCGCCUCUGCCUGAUCAGCACCUUCCUGGAGGAUGGCAUCCGCAUGUGGUUCCAGUGGAGCGAGCAGCGUGACUACAUCGACACUACCUGGAGCUGUGGCUACCUGCUGGCCUCAUCCUUCGUGUUCCUCAACUUGCUGGGACAGUUGACUGGCUGUGUCUUAGUGUUGAGCAGGAACUUCGUGCAGUAUGCCUGCUUUGGGCUCUUCGGAAUCAUAGCACUGCAGACGAUCGCCUACAGCAUUUUGUGGGACUUGAAGUUUUUGAUGAGGAACCUGGCCCUGGGAGGAGGCUUGUUGCUGCUCUUAGCAGAGUCCCGUUCGGAAGGGAAGAGCAUGUUUGCAGGUGUUCCCACCAUGCGUGAGAGCUCUCCUAAGCAGUACAUGCAGCUCGGAGGCAGGGUCUUGCUGGUCCUGAUGUUCAUGACCCUCCUUCACUUUGAUGCCAGCUUCUUUUCUAUCAUCCAGAACAUCGUGGGCACAGCUCUGAUGAUCUUGGUGGCUGUUGGCUUUAAAACCAAGCUGGCGGCUUUGACUCUUGUUGUUUGGCUGUUUGCUAUCAAUGUGUAUUUCAACGCCUUCUGGACCAUUCCAGUCUAUAAGCCCAUGCAUGACUUCCUGAAGUACGACUUCUUCCAGACCAUGUCGGUGAUUGGAGGCUUGCUCCUGGUGGUGGCUCUGGGCCCUGGGGGUGUCUCCAUGGAUGAAAAGAAGAAAGAGUGGUAACAGGCAGAUCCCUACCCUACCUGGCCAAGACCUGUGCCCUUGUGGACUGGUUCAGGGUGGAGUCAACAAACUGCCAGCAGUUCCGUGUCCUCUUCCCUCCCCUCCCUUGGUAAAGGCACCGAUGUUUGAGAACUUUA